CUUCAAUCACACAGCUAUUCGAACGCAAGAGACGCUUUGGAGUUUUCGCGUCACGCAAACGUAUUUCCCAACUCCAAAUACUCUCUUUCUUCUCCCCCCUUACUUACUUGCACAGAUUGCGCGUAAAUCGCGGUGUCAUUUUCCCGGAAAAACCCACAAGAUGCGCUUCCAUUUCUAUCCCAUUUGAAGACAAGUCAUUCGCAUUAUCGUAUCCAGUUUCUUUUUUUAAUUUUUUAUUUCUAGAAAAAGUCUUCACUUUGAGGUGUCUUUUAAGGAAAAAUUGAAAUCUUCGCUUGUGGGUUCUGCCGGAGUACUGGGUUUCCGGCUCUCCGGUCGCCGGACAGUCGACUCAAUUGACUAACACUAAUUUUUCUUCCAUUUCUUAGGUUUGGUUUUAUAUGGUAACAAAUUUUCUUUUUUUGCGAUCGAAAUUAAUACCGCUCCAUAAUAAGUCAUCAAACAAUUAGCAUCUCUCGUUGUCAUGUAAAUGGUCGACGAAUAGAAUCCCGUUUUCCUCUCUUUCGCUUUCUCUUCCCUCACCGAUAAUUUAUCAAAAUUUCCUCCUCUUCCCCUUCUUCCCAUCCCCUGUUCUGGUUUCCUCUGUUUUGCAGAGGUUGAAGAGAGAGAAACUGUGUCCCUCUUUCUCUCUCUUUCAUUUCUGCUUUCUUCCUCUUCCCCAUUGCUUUUUUUUUUUUGUCUUCAGAAGAAUGGCACUUCAUAGGGGCUCAAUGGAUUCAAAUCUGGAUAGCCUUCUGGUGUGCACCACCCCUGCUGUUUCUUCUCAAUCUUUGCCCAAGGGCGAGAUUCGGAACUUUAAUAAGCUAUGGCUUCCAUGUGGGCAAGAGAGGGUUGAGUACUUUACCUUGGCUGAUCUUUGGAGUUGUUAUGAUGAAUGGAGUGUAUAUGGUGCUGGUGUUCCUAUCAGAUUGGACAAUGAUGACACCUUAGUUCAAUAUUUUGUCCCUUAUCUCUCUGCCAUCCAGAUAUUUACCAGCACCUCUUCUGUUAAUUGUCUAAGGGAUGAGAGUGAUUCAGCUUGUGAGACUCGAGAUUCAUUUAGCGAUUCAUUCAGUGACGAAAGUGAGAGUGAGAAGCUGUCUAGAUGGGACGGAUGCUCCUCUGAAGAGGGCUUGUAUGAGCAUGAUGGUCUCUGGCAUUUGAAUGAUAGAUUGGGUUACCUCUACUUUCAAUACUUUGAACAAUCUGGUCCCUAUGGACGAGUUCCUCUCAUGGAUAAGAUUAACAGCUUAGCUCAACGACACCCUGGAUUAAUGUCAUUAAGAAGUGUAGAUCUUUCACCUGCUAGUUGGAUGGCAGUUGCUUGGUACCCUAUAUACCACAUUCCCAUGGGCAGAACCAUUAAGGACUUGUCCACCUGUUUUCUUACAUUCCACACGCUUUCCUCCUCUUUCCAAGAUAUGGACACCGAAGAUGAUAUUCUGGGGAAUGUGUUUAAAAAGGCGAAGGCACGAGGGGCUGUCCCUCUCCCGCCGUUUGGUUUAGCCUCUUACAAGUUGCAAGGGGAUGUUUGGUUAUCUGAAAAGAGAGGUAGGGAUAAAGAGAGGCUGGUGUCACUAUUCAGUGCCGCGGAUUCAUGGCUAAAGCAGUUGGGGGUCCAACACCAUGACUUUAACUACUUCGUCGGUAUGCGCCAUUGAUGAACUCCCCAACAUUUCAUCUAAACUCACUUGGAAGUGGGCUAGAAGAAAGAAGCAACUUUAUUAUUAUUUUUCAUAACGGCCCUAGAUCGUCCAGUUAGGUGCUUAGUGUGGACUCCUUUUUUACAUGACGUGACCAAAAUAUAAUAUCUUAAAGUUGAAAAUAAUAUUUCUUAAAACUUUUUUUUUGAGAAAUAUUAUUUUCUAAUGUCGAAGUAUUACUUUUUUUGUCACGUGAGACAAUUCCACAGGAGAUCACAUCCUGGUUUUUCACUGUGGCGUGCUACUGUUAAUUUUUAUUCAAACUGGCUUAGGGUCUGAGCUUUGGGGAUGUGUAUAUAGGGAAGAAAAUGUAGUCUUUGGGAGAGAUGGACAGUAAGGUUAUUCGGCCAUAAGCUUUCCGAAUGUGACUUGGCUUGGUUUGUUGUAAUUGAGCCGUGGCCGGCCUCAAACCGGGGCAUGCAAUGUUUGCUCUGCAUCUUGUUUUUGUACAAUGCUGAUAGCUUCUUGUUUUCAUCGUCAG
This is a messenger RNA of Cuscuta epithymum, 2181 nucleotides long. The record is from the annotation of a GenBank genome assembly. Lineage: Eukaryota; Viridiplantae; Streptophyta; Magnoliopsida; Solanales; Convolvulaceae.